CAGAACAACUCGCUGGAAGCGGUAGAAAUUAGGAUAGAACCUGAGCCCAAAGGGAGAGAGAGACACAGCCGAAAACCCCCGGAAAAUCCCGAACCCUAGAAAUGGACAAAGAUAAACCCGCAACCAAACGGUCUCGAGACCGAGACGACAAGCACCACCGUAGCCACCACCGCGACUCCCACCGGCGAUCGGAUCAUAAGUCCUCCUCAUCGCGCCGUGAUGAACGCGAGAGAUCGUUUGAGAGGGAGGGUUCGAGAGAUAGGGCGGCGGAGAAGUAUCGUGAGGGAUCCUAUGAGGAAGUUGAAGCGAAGAAGAAGAGAAAAGAGAGGGAAGAGAGUGAGGAGGGAGGAGAGAAGAGAGCUAAAGUUGGAGAAGGAAACCGAGAGGAAAAAAGAGAGAGGAGAAGAUUUGGGGAUAAAGUAAAAGAAGAAGAGGAAAUUGAAUUCUCCAAUGCUGCUAAUGGAGGUGAACCAGUUCAAAAUGGUGCUGCUCAGGCAUCAUUACCAAGGACUGGUCACCCCCUUUCUACCAAGGUACCUUCCAUUUCUACUGCUGAAAAUAAAGCAUAUAGUAUUACCGGAUCUCAUGAGGUUACUGGAUCUAGUACAGAUGGCUCCUCUGCUGCUGGGAAAAGUGGUGGAAAUCUCUCUCUUGAUGCCUUAGCCAAAGCUAAAAAGGCUUUACAAAUGCAGAAAGAACUAGCGGAGAAACUGAAGAAAAUACCUUCAUUGAACAGAGGCCCUAGCUCCAGUUCAGGAGUGACUACUGGAACAGUUCAGGGACCAGCCUCAUCAGUUACUUAUGCUAUUGCUAGUGGACCGUCAAGCUCAGCAGUCCUUCCUCCUACCUCUGUGGCAGCAGCUUCCGUGAAGCAACCUGCUGGUGGGAUGGCUUCUGUUCCUGGCCUUGCAUCAAUACCCAAUUUAGAAGCUGUUAAACGUGCUCAAGAGCUGGCUGCUAAGAUGGGAUUUCGCCAGGACCCUCAGUUUGCCCCUCUAAUAAACUUGUUCCCUGGACAGGUGCAAACGGAUGUUCCGGUUCCUCAGAAACCUACCAAGGCCCCUGUUCUCCGAGUUGAUGCACUUGGUAGGGAAAUUGAUGAACAUGGUAAUAUCAUAAAUGUGACUAAACCCAGUAAUCUUAGCACGCUUAAGGUUAACAUUAACAAGCAAAAGAAAGAUGCAUUCCAGAUCCUUAAACCUGAGCUGGAGGUGGAUCCAGAAUCAAAUCCACAUUUUGAUUCGAGGAUGGGAAUCAAUAAGAAUAAGCUUCUUAGACCAAAAAGGAUGACAUUUCAGUUUGUAGAGGAAGGAAAAUGGUCUAAAGACGCUGAGAUCAUUAAACUAAAGAGUCAAUUUGGAGAAGCAAAGGCAAAAGAGCUAAAGGCAAAGCAAGCACAAUUGGCAAAAGCAAAGGCUGAUAUAAAUCCAAAUUUGAUAGAGGUGUCAGAAAGAAUUAUAACUAAGGAGAAACCGAAAGACCCAAUUCCUGAAAUAGAGUGGUGGGAUCUGCCUAUUCUGGUGUCUGGUUCUUACGGUGACAUUACUGAUGGUGUGGUGAAUGAAGAUAAACUGAAGAUGGAGAAGAUUACCAUUUAUGUUGAACAUCCUCGUCCAAUUGAGCCUCCUGCUGAGCCAGCUCCUCCACCGCCUCAGCCCCUGAAGUUAACCAAGAAGGAGCAGAAGAAACUACGCACACAGCGACGCCUGGCCAGGGAAAAGGAUAGACAGGAGAUGAUUAGACAAGGCCUGAUAGAACCGCCCAAGCCAAAAGUUAAGUUGAGCAAUUUAAUGAAAGUUCUAGGCUCUGAAGCUACCCAAGAUCCUACUAAGCUUGAAAUGGAAAUCCAUAGUGCCGCUGCUGAGCGGGAACAGGCUCAUGUAGACAGGAACAUUGCUCGCAAGCUUACCCCUGCUGAACGACGUGAAAAGAAAGAGAAAAAGCUUUUUGAUGACCCAAAUACAGUGGAGACUAUUGUUUCAGUUUACAAGAUCAAUGACCUCUCACAUCCCAAGACACGCUUUAAAGUUGAUGUUAAUGCCCAAGAAAACCGUUUGACUGGUUGCACUGUGAUUUCUGAGGGUAUUAGUGUUGUAGUUGUGGAAGGUGGAAGCAAAUCCAUUAAGAGGUAUGGAAAACUUAUGCUUAGGCGAAUAAACUGGACUGAAGCUGUGAAAGAGGAAGACAAGGAUGGAGAUGAGGAUGAAGAGAAACCUCCUAACAAGUGUGUGUUAGUUUGGCAAGGCAGCGUUGCCAAACCAAGUUUCAGUAAGUUCUCCGUCCAUGAGUGCAUCACUGAAGCGGCUGCAAAAAAGGUUUUUGCUGAUGCUGGAGUGGCCCAUUACUGGGACCUCGCGGUAAAUUUCUCAGAAAAUGAAUUUGAUUUUUGAAAGGUCAUUUUCAAGUUUUCCCCAUCUCAAGUUGAACUGCUCUACUGGGUUUUAUUCUAUCAAUGAAUUGUUGUUAUUUUAAGAACUACUUCAUGCAAUCAAUUGUCAUACGCCAUCGUCUUUGCAAA
Molecule: messenger RNA, 2518 nt
Organism: Theobroma cacao (cacao)
Lineage: Eukaryota; Viridiplantae; Streptophyta; Magnoliopsida; Malvales; Malvaceae
Product: Pre-mRNA-splicing factor 3
Biological process (GO): mRNA splicing, via spliceosome
Cellular component (GO): U4/U6 x U5 tri-snRNP complex
Source: RefSeq, a predicted model, not a curated record